CGUCGUCAUCCUGCUCUUUCUUGCCCUUUUUGUGAGCCUCUCCCACUGAUCCCACACUCUGCCCUUCUCUGUGCCCCAGGAAGCCGAAUCCUAUAGACUCAUAUCACAGCCUCUUUUGCCACUGGUUUCCUGAUUGGCUUAGCCAGAAGGAGGCACAGCCUAGAGCUCAGAGCACAGCAUGUUUCUUUCCCUUCUCUCUUUUUCUAACUCCCACCAACAGCUCUUCAACACAGCCCAUACCUGGAGUGUUUAUUAAAAUUACAAAUUCUGGGAAACCUACUCCUGUCUCUUUCUGAGGAAAACAGCUGUAGGUUUUAGCUUGGACACCGAGAUGGGUUUAGGAUAAUUACCUGACCAUUGGAGAUAAUUGCAUAGGGUAACUGACAACCUGUGUGAUGGCCCAGCCACCAAAAUUACAACCAGAAUGGGAAAUGAUAGUUAGUGAGGCAAUCAAAUGCUCUUGCCAUAAAAAAAAAUCAAAUAAAAAAUGCUAAGGAAGUUACUGAAGAGGUAGAAAGAGAAAAGAAACCCCACAAAGAGAAUCAGGCAGUGAGAGCAUGGACGUGGUCAGACUGAGGGUGGACCGGUGACCAGCGAUGCAGCACUAAGGGAGGAGCAGUGUCCCUGGAUCCAGCAGACAGCCUGAAUGAUGUCUGUUCUUACCUUCUAUCGAGAUUUCUAUCUGCUCUCACUCAUCAGCUCCCCGGUGACACAAGCAAUCACUGCACGUGCCGGCCCUGGACAGACACGUUUAACUGGAUUGAGGCUUCUCCCAGUUGUUAGAGAAGGAGUGCUAAGCCACAAGGAAGUGAAACUGUCUCCACGCUGGUCUUCCAGUAUUUACUCUUUAGCACGUUGCUCACGCUGAGGCCGGGGUGAGUGUUCCAAAACGUCAAUCUAACUCCAUUAACGGCCUUACUGAAGAUCCGCAAGUGAUUUUCCACUCCUUUGACACAAAGUGAAGAUGUCCUGCCAUGGCCUACUAGUCCAUGCAGAGCCUGGCCAUUGUGCUUUCUUUUCAGCCUCCGAUGGAGCCACAUGGCCUGUUGGUUUCUUCGAUCCAAUCUCACUGGCCUACCUCCAGCCCCUGCUGACCCCCGCACUCCCUUCUGUCACAGGAUAUGGGAUGGGGAUAUUGCUUCUGCCUACAGAUGGGUGAGCUCUCGCCCCUUCACCUAGUUAACUCCGACUCAUCACCAAGUCUUCUUCCCCAGGGACACCUCAAUGACUGAUUCCACCCUCAGGCAUCUGCUUCAUUUGAUCAUGUUGAUGGUGAAACAGUCACUCUUCAUGUUGACUACUUCAUGGAUAUCUCACUAAACUCCCUGUACAUCAAGGUUGUGGCUGCUUUUGUUCACUAUUGGAUCCUGCUGCACAGCCUGACCUAGAGUAAAACUCAAAUCCUGGAUGCAAGAGUUGAAUGUGUGAACAGCACAGCAGAAAAGUUCUCAUGAAAGUGCCAUUGUGUGGUUGUCAUGCAGUGAGCAACCACAGUAACAGUAGGCAGGUGACUGUUUCUUAGGAAGUGCCCACACACAACAAGAGCCUGAGACCGGACAAUGGGCGGCUGUAUGCACAGUACCCAGGACCAAGCACUCCAAUCGGAAGGGGAGCCCAAUACGUCUGCAGCUGCAACAUCCACUGUAGCAUCCAGGAAAAUGCCACAAAGCAUUUCAACAUCCAAACAACUCACUUCAAUAAAAGCUCUGGAGAAGGGCUCAGAUCUGGAAAAAGCCAUUGCCACGGCUCUGAUUUUCAGGAACUCUUCUGACCCGGAUGGUAAACUUGCAAAAACUACUGCCAAACAUCUUCUACAAACCCAAUUUAGCAAUUUCACAGAGGGACAAGAAACCAAACCAAAAUACAAAGAAAUCCUUGCUGAACUUGAUGAGCAGACAGAAAAUAAACUCGACUUUGAGGACUUUAUGAUCUUACUCUUAAGCAUCACUAUUAUGUCAGACUUGCUACAAAAUAUAUGGAGUGCAAAAACUACAAAAUAAAAUAGCUUUAAAUAUACAAUUAUAUACAAUAACAGUAAAAAACAGUACUAAAAUAUUAAAGAUUUUUCCAUCUGAUUUUGAUGAGUUGAAUCUACUGAUCAUAUACUAGUGAUGGUUAUGAUUGCAGAUGCUCAGAUCCAAUAUAACUAAACAUCUGCAUUUGCUCUUCAGGACUGUUUGAACAUAUGGCCCCUGGAUGAGAUGAUAGAUUUGAUACCAAUGAAUACCUUGCUUUUGCUGAGUCCAUCAUGACCUAGCACAUUGUUAUAAUCACUGAGUCAUUCAUUCAUUCAUUCUUACGUUCAUUAAAUGACAUUUGUUGAACAUCUGCUUCAUGGAACACAAUCAUGAACUGGCUCGACCCUCCCUUUCCUCAGAUGUGCUUGCAAAAGCCUAGCAGAAGAGAUGAACAUUGAACAACUCUUCUGUCAAAUGCAUAUACAGUGAAAUGAUCAUUAUGAUAAGGACUAUAGGAUACUAAAAAAGAUUAUCACCUGUGUUCGAAGGUCAGAGCUUUACUGACAUUCCCUAAAAGGCAACAAAAUAUUGCAGCAGCAUCCAGGCCUACUAAAUGAGUUUGUCCACACACGUGUACAAGUGGACAUUUAAGGGGCAUGUAAAUGUCUCCCACAUUGAUUGUGGUAGAUGCAGGGCUGCAUGCAUUCAUCAAACUCUUAGA
Oryctolagus cuniculus (rabbit) is the source of this 2679-nucleotide messenger RNA. It is a transcript of the gene SNTN, whose product is annotated as sentan, cilia apical structure protein. The record is from RefSeq and is a predicted model, not a curated record. NCBI's taxonomy places the organism in Eukaryota, Metazoa, Chordata, Mammalia, Lagomorpha, Leporidae. Gene Ontology annotation, molecular function: transition metal ion binding; calcium ion binding; calcium-dependent protein binding.